Molecule: messenger RNA, 13965 nt
Organism: Plasmodium gallinaceum
Lineage: Eukaryota; Apicomplexa; Aconoidasida; Haemosporida; Plasmodiidae
Gene: AARP1
Product: asparagine and aspartate rich protein 1, putative
Exons: 3
Coding region: 1-13965 (4654 amino acids)
Molecular function (GO): zinc ion binding
Source: RefSeq, a predicted model, not a curated record
AUGCAUAAUGUAGAACUGGAAAAAAUAAAAAAUUGUAAUGACAAAAAGGAGGAAGUGCUUACAAUUUCGAGAUAUUUAUUAAAAGAAUAUGGUGAUGGUAAAGCAAAUAAAAAAGAUGUCAUGAGAAAUUUGAGAAAAAGAAUAUAUAAUCACGAAAACUUUGAAGAUAUUUAUAAAAAAUUAAAAGAAAUUCAUGGAAAUAGUGGAAUAUGCACACGACAAUGGAAAGAAGGAAGUUUUGCUUUUAAAUGCUAUAAUUGUGAAGGAGAUCCUACAUGCGCUAUAUGCGCAAAAUGCUUUUUUGCAUCAAAUCAUAAAAAUCAUAUUUACAGAUUAACACAUACUAGUGGAGGUUGUUGUGACUGUGGGGAUACUUCAUGGAAUAUUAAAGGAUCUUGUUUUGAUCAUAGGGGAAUAAAUGAAGAAAAUUUAAUUGAUAAAUGUAUAUUAAAUAGUGUUGUAAAAAAUAGGAUUAAGGAAGAUUUAGAAAACUUAGUGGGUACCUUAUUUAAGGAAAUUAUUUUAAAAGAUGGUUAUUUUUUAUCUCUUGUAAAUGCUGAUUAUAUUGAAUAUGCCUUUGAAUUUUUUAAAGAUUUAGGUAUUACUAGUUAUUUAUUUAGACAAAUAAUAUGUGAAGUAUUUACAGGAGCAAAAAUAGAUUUCUUAAUAAAUUUUCAUUAUUGUUUUUAUGGAGGAAUUCAAAAAUCUUUAUACUCUUUAUAUUUAUCUUUAUUUGUCCAUCCAUAUUUUAAACAAAGAUUUGCCUUCAAGCUAGCUAAGCAUUACAGCUUAGUUGUACGUGUAGUUGAUGAUAGAAUAUAUAAUGAUAAUAAUUUAAAUGGUUUAAGUGUUCAAGUUCUAACUGUCCCUGAAAUAGCAUAUACUCUAGUUAUAAAUAACUUUUUAAAUGAUUUAAUAAAACUUAUCGAAAAUUUUUGCGUAUAUAACGAUUUAACGAAAUGUGUUAUGCAUAAAAAUUUUUUGAGAUCUGAUAUUGAAAUUAUUAUUCGCAUCUGUGUUGAUUUAAAAUAUUUAUUAUAUCACAAUGAAGUAAUUAAAAUCAUACUAUUUAAUAAAUAUAUAAUAAAAAAAAUUUUGAAUUUGUUAACUCUCUUACACAGAAUGAAUUCACAAGUACGCUACACUAAAACACACAUAAUUUAUGAAGAUUUAUCUAGCUCCUAUUCUAUAACUAUUGAAAAUUAUCUACUUCGUGUAUUUGAACCAUUAUCAAACUUUUGUAAAAGAGAACAAAAUGCGAAUUUUAGAAAUCUAUUUUUAUUGUAUCAACUUACCAUAGAAAAUAUAUGUUCACUUAAUUUAUUUCCUUAUAAUGAUGAUUCUGGAGAUCAGCAUGUAAAUAAGAAAAAGAAAAGUAAAAAAUAUUUAAAUAAUAUUAAAAAAGAAAAGACAAAUAUAUCAAUAAAUAAAGAAGUAGAUAUAUUUAAAAAAAAUGAUGAAAAUGAUAAAAUUAAUAAUAAUAAUAAUAAUAAUAAUAAUAAUAAUAAUAAUAAUAGUGAAAUAGAUAAAAAUAUAGCAAAUAAUGAUAUACGAAAAAAUGAAGAGAAAAAUAAUGAUGAUAAAAAUAGUACCAACGAAAAUAAUGAUGACAAAAAUAGUAAUAACAAAAAUAAUGAUAGUAACAAAUUUAAGGACGAAAAAAGGAAGAAAAGAUUUAAGCAUUUAAGAUCCUUACAUUCUCCAUUAGUACGAUUUUUUAUUAUGAUUCUAAACUUUGAUAUUGUCAAACGCUGUAUUGAUGAUAUAUAUUGGUAUAAAUAUAUAUAUUUAAAGAAAAUGGAAGAAAACUAUAGUAAAUUAAAAGGAAAUAACAAUAAUAAUGAGAGUAACGUAAAAACUAGCGAAAAUGCUAAUAGUAGUUUUAGAAAUAAUAAUAUUUCUUUUAAUGAUAAUUCAAAUAAUUCUAUAUUUAUUAUAAAAGAAUAUAUAAAAGACUUUUAUUCCUUAGAAAAAUAUAAAAUUGAAACAAUAAAUAAAAGAAAAAUAUUACAACAAAGGUAUGAAGAAGAUGGAAAUAAAAUAAAAAUAAAAUUAUUUAAUUACAAACCAUUUUUAAAUUACUGUGAUGAUAAAAAAAAUACAGGAAUAGCCAAUUAUUUAAAAGAACAUAAAAAUUUAGAAGAAUGUUACUUUAAAUGGAUUAUCAAUUCUAACAAUUCAAAAGAAAAAGAAAAAGAAAAGGAAAAGGAAAACAAUAAAAUUAUUUUUAGAAGAAGUAUACAAGAAAAGAAAGUAAAAGCAAAAUGUAAAAAUGUCUUUAUAGAAAAAAAGGUAAAUAUUAAAAAUUUAGAAUUUAAUGAAUUUUUAGAAAUAAAAUAUGAUAAGGAGAAACAUCAUAUAUAUUUAAAUCCAUUAUAUAUAGAUUUAUAUAUGAGAGAUGUAUUUGAAUUUAUGAACUUAUUUAAAUAUAAAUUGUUAAAAUAUAUACUUUUUAUAAAUGUUAAUAUUUUAACUUUUAUUUAUGAAAUUAAAUAUGGAUAUUGGGUAAGAAAUGGACCUCAAAUGAUAUUUCAGGUAAAUGAAUAUGAAAAUUCUUCUUUUUUUCAAAAUGAUUUGAUAGGAAUUCAAUUUUCGAUGAUAAUGAUGAACAUAUUACCAUUGUAUGAAAAUCAAAGAGUAAAAAUGGAUGAUGAUAUUUUAAAGCAUUUUAAAAAAAUAUAUAGUGAAAGUUUAAGUACAAAUCAUAUAGAAGACCUAGAACAGUCUAAUGAUCUAUUAAAUUUAAAUAACAAUGAAGUGGAUUCUAAUGAAAAAGAAAUAGAUUUAGUAAAUACAAAUGUAGAGUAUGUUGCAAGUUACGAUACAAAUUCAAAGAAUCAGGUUAAUAUGAAUACAGAAGAGUCUUACUAUACAAAUAAAAUAGAAUAUAUAGAAAAUCAUGAUGAAUUAAUUGAAAAUUAUAGUAAAAUGAAUGAAGAUAUAUUAAUAUAUAAUAAGAAAAAAUUUUAUAGUAGUAAUGAGGAUGAUGAUUUCCUUCAUAUAUUUUUGGGGAAUAGUAGUACUGAUGGAGUCAAUAUUGAUAACAAUAUAAAUGAUUUUUUAUUAACAAAAAAUGACAAAAAAAUUGAUUUUAAAUCAUUUUAUAAUUUUUUAAGUAGUUAUACAAAUAAUAAAUCAAGUAAAACAAUAACGGAAUCAAAAAUAAAAGAAAAAAUUAAAUGUGAUAGAAGUAGUAUAUCUGGAGAUGAUAAAAAUAAUAUGAAUAAUGAUAUUAUUAAUAAUAAAUUGAAUCUUUAUAAUAAUAGUGGAAUAAAUGAAGAAAAUAAUAAUAAUAAUACUAAUACUAAUAAUAUUAAUAGCGAUAAUAAUAAUAUGAAUAUUAAUAACAAUAGCAAUAAUAUGAAUAAUAUUAAUAAUAAUGAUAAGGAUAGUAAUAAUAUUAGUUAUAAUAAUAAUUAUGAUAACAGGAGUAAUGAUAUAAAUAGUUUUUGUAACGAUAAUAAUAAUAUUGAAAAUAAUUCCAAUAACGAUGAUAAUAAUAAUUCUAAUAGUGAUAAUAGUGUUAAGGAUAUUAAAAAUGAAAACAAUGAUUCAUUUGAUUCUAUAAAUUAUAAAAAAUUAGAAUGGAAUGAUUACUUGAAAUUAUUUAUUGAUUUAGAAAUAAAAAAUCCUUUCGUAAUUUUAUAUCAAUUAAUAUUUAAAAAUUUUCGAAUGAAUUUAAAUUUAAGAAAAUUAAGUGACAUUUAUUUGGAAAUACAAAUACAUCAUAUAAAAAUGGUAUAUAGAAUAUUUAAUGAUAUAUAUUCUAAUAAAUUAAAUAUAGAUUCAAGAAAAAUAGACCAUGUUUUUUAUUUUCAAUUUUUUUAUGAUUUACUUAUUAGAAUAUUUAAUGAGUUAUAUUAUUUUGAAUCUAGUAACAUUCCAAGAAAAACCUCAUAUGAGAAAUAUAAAGAAAGAGGUAAAUAUCAUGUGAAAAAAAUAAUGAUUCAGUUAUUAGCAUCAAAAGAUUUUCAAUAUUUUCAAUUAGAAGAUUUUUUUCCUAAGCAAUUUAGGCAUCAUCCAAGUUUUUAUGAACUAGUUAAUAAAUAUGGAUACACAACUCAUAUGCCUAGAAGUAAUGUAAAUUUGAUUAAAUUAAAUAAAAGUUCGUGGUUUUUAUAUGAUGCUUUUUGGCCUAUUUCUCCAUAUAAAGAUUUUCAAUCUGCUAAUGAAAAAUGCAUAAAAGAAGAAAAUUCUUCUUAUAUCGGUUGUUCAAGAGAAGAAGACAAGGAAUACAUGAAUUUCUCAUUCAGAAAAAUUCAAAACUUACUAUUUUAUACUUUUAAAAAUAGUUGCUUAGUUUCUGUACUAUUGACUAUUUUUAUUAUUAACGAAGAGUUUCAAAAAAAAAUAGAGCUCAAGAGUAAAAAUGAUAUUAAAUCUUAUAAAAAUGAAGAAAACAUUACUAAUGACAAAAAGAGUAACAGUAUAGUAUCAGCGCAAAAUAAUGACACUAAUAAUUCUCAUGUUAAUUCUUCUAACAAUUUAUCUAAUCAAAGUGCUUUUUCUGAUACUUCUGUUUUAAAUGAUUUAGAUUUAUAUAAUUUAUUAAAUCAAAACAGUAAUAAUAAUAACGAUGAUAACAAUAGCCAUCUUAAUACUAACGAUAGUAACAAUAAUAAUCAAAUGGAUUCCAACAAUGAUAAUUUAAAUAACAAUCAAAAUUCAAUCAAUAUUAAUAAUGUUAUAAAUCCUUCUAAUGCAAAUAACGAAAUUGUUUUAAGUAAUAACAGUAAUACUGCAAAUAGUAAUAACACAUAUAUAAUUGUAGAUCAAAACGGAGACAAUGAAACAUUAUUUGCUGAAAUUUUAAUAAACAGAAAUCCCAACAAUUCUAUAAAUAUGGAAAUAGUAAAUGUUACAGAUAAUCAUUUAGGUGAUGAUAAUGCUAAUAGAAAUUACAGGCAUUUAAAUGCCGAUGGAUUGUCUGAAUUGAUUCGAAGUCUAAUUAAUGACAAUAACAUUAUUAAUAAUGUAAUUGAUGAAACACUUUUAAAUAAUAAUUCUAAUGUUUCAAAUAAUGAUGAUUUAAGAAACGAAGAAACAAGAAAUGCUAAUAAUAACAUUUCUUUUGAUGAAUAUUCAUCAGGUGAUGAAUUUAAUAUAAUUGAAUCAGAAAAUUCGAACACUGUAAGAAUAAAUUUAUUUGGUAGAAGAAAUGGAUUAUAUGAUUUAAAUAUAAUUUCAGAUACGAAUGAAAUGAUUGCUAAUCCAAAUAAUUCUAAUCUAAAUAAUACAAUAGAUAUCUUAAUAAAAAUAAUAAAAAUUUUAAGUAUUAUUAUUGAUUCUACGCAUCCAUUUAAAGAAUUAAAUGGGUUUUAUUAUUCUAAUUGUAAAGAUUAUUGGGAUGAAGAUGAUGACUUGGAUUCAUAUAUGGAUUAUGAUUCUCAUUCAGUUAGCGACGAGGAAGAAAAAGAAAAAUAUAGGAAAAAUUCGAUUGAAACAAAAAAUGAUACUAUAAAUAAUAAUAAUAAUAGUAUAAAUUUAUCGUAUGAAGAGCUACACAAUAAAAAAAAAGAUAAUGUAGAAAUAGAAAAUGAAAAAGAAGAAGAAUUAAAAAUAAAUGAUGUAAAUAAUGAAUAUUAUUCUAAUUUAUCUAAAUUAAGCGGUAAUAACUCUAAGAAUGAAAAUAGUAAUAAUAAUAAUAAUUAUUUGAAUGAUAAUAAAUUGUACGAUAAAAUGAAAACAUCAAAAGAAAAUUCAAGUUUUAAUGAUGAAGAUAAUUAUAUAUUUGAUAAUAUAAGCUUGAUAAAAAAAAUAAAUUAUAGGAAGCAAAAUAAUAAUUGUAAUCCGUUAAAUGGAAAAAAUCAGUGCAUAUCAAAAAAAAAGGAUAACAAAAAUAAUAAGAAAAAAGGUUUUUACGUAUUAAAUAAAAUAGCGGUUCAUAAUUUUAUAAGCUGUAUUAACAACAUAAAUGCAAAUGAAGAUAAAUGUUUUUUAAAAGUAAGGAAUACAAUAAUAAGUAGAUUAAAAAAAAUAUUUUCAGAAAAUUAUGAUUGCAAAAAUAUUAAUAAUAACAAUGAAUUUAUAGAAAUAGCAAAAAAGAAACAACAAGAUUUAUUGCAAAAUAUGAAAGAGCAACAAAUUAAAUUUAGUAAAUUUUUGGAUGAAGAAUUAUUGUUAGAUGAAAAUGAAGUAUUAAAUGAAGAAGAGGACAAGAAAGAUGUCAUAUGUGAAUAUGAAAAAUUAAAAGAAAAAAAUUGUAUAUGUGUGUUAUGUAAAGAAGGAAUGUCAAAAAAUAAUUUAUUAGCAUAUAUAUGUUUUGCUUCACAUACUAAUCUUCUAAAAAAAAUAAUUAAAAAAAAUAAAAUUUCAUUUCCAUGCAAAUACCCCUCUUUAUAUACGUGUGGACAUUUUAUACAUACGAAUUGUUUGCAUAAUACAAAAAUAUUGAAAUAUAGAAAAUUAUUUAGUGUAAAAAAUGAACCAACAUUGUAUGAAUUUACAUGCCCUUUAUGUCGUUGUAUAGCCAAUUGUUUUAUUGUUUAUAUACCUAAAAGAUAUAUAUCAGAAAAUGACAAUUAUAGAACUUAUGAAUGUAAUGAAGAAGAAUUUUUAAUAGAUAAUUCGAAUAAAAAUUUAUCUGAACUGAUAAAGAAUUGUGAAUAUUCAGAAAUUAAUAAGAAGAAAAAAAAAAAUAAAAAAAAUUAUUCUACUGUACUAGCAAAUUCAGAAAAGUGUGAAGUAAAUACCAAGGAAUCACUAGUUGAUUAUAGAACUGAUAUGCACCAUAAUAAAAGUAUUAACAAUAAAAGUGAAAUAAAUUCCCUUUUUGAUAACAAAAUUGCAGGGAAUUAUAAUUGUGAAAAUAAGAAUACAUUUAUAAUGGAUGACAAAUAUUUUGCUAAUGAUUUAUAUUAUAAUAAAAUUAUAAAUAAAGAGGAAUUAUCAAAUUACGAAAAUAAUAAUAGUUUAACAAAUAAUCUUACUGAUAUGUCUUAUAAAAAAGAUAUGAAAGAGAAAACAGGAAGUAAUAUUUUUAAUGAUAAUGAUUCUUCCAACAAUAUAAAUGAUCUUUUUUAUAAUAAUGAAGAGAAAAGUGACUAUUCUCAAUGUACUUCUUCAACUUCUUUAUCUUCUUCUGAUUAUUCUGUUGAUAGUGAUAUACCACAACAAUUUUAUUUUAAAUAUAAUCAUAAAAAAAAUAAAAUGAAUAAAAAAAAAAAUUUGUUUCAAAGUGAUAAUAAUGAUUUGGUUAUAAAUAAUGUGAAUAAUCACAAAAUAUAUAAUUUUUUUGAUGAGGAUAAAAAAAAUGAAGAUAUUUUUAAUUUGAACUUUCAUAACUUAAUAAAUAAAUCUUUAUUAAAAAACCUCUUGUCCUUUAAUAAUUAUGAACACAAUAAAAAAAUCAUAUUACGUGAAAUAUACUUAAAUGAAAAUAAUAUAUAUGAUAAACUGUAUAAUAAAAAGGAGGAAUAUUAUGAACAGUCCUUAAAUAAUUUUCACUUCGGAGAAAUAGAAAAGGAAACAAAAAAUGUUAAUAUAGAUAACGAAAAAGAAGUAUCAUUAAAUUUACAAAAAAAAAAAAAAAAAGGAGGAAGUGAACUUUACUUGUACAAAAAUACUUUUAAUUAUUUAAAUAAAGAUUUUACCUUUACAUAUAGAAAUUCAAAUUUCUUCUAUAGAUAUAAAAAUGGAUUUUUAUCUUAUUAUGUAAGUGUACCUUUAAAAUAUAUUAAAGAAAUAGAAUUUUUUAUGAUACAAAAUAAAACGUAUAGUUAUAUAGGAAAAAAUAAAUAUAAGAAAUUUUAUUUUUCUUCAAUAGUAAAUAAGAAUAAUAUAGAAAAAGAAUCUAACGAAUCAAAUGAAGUUAAUAACGUAAUAUUAAACUAUGAAAUUAACAAAAUCCUUUUAGAUUACAUUAAAAAUAAUUUUAACCAUGAAGAAAUUAAUGCAGAAAAUAUUAUUGAAAAAUAUAAAAUAUCAAAUAAGAACAAAAGAUUAACAAACAAUAAUAAUAGUGAAGUGAAUGAUGAAAAGGAAAAAGGUGAUUUAUUUGAAGAAUUGAAUGAACAAAAAGAUAAAAAAUUGAAAACAAAUUUUGAAACAUAUAUAAAUGAAAAUAAUAAAUUGCAGACAUCAUCCUUAAAAUAUCCAGAGUGUUAUCCUAAUAAUAAUUCAGGAAGUGAUGCAAAUGACUUCGACAGUGUAUAUAGCAAUUUAAGUAAAAAUGGUGAAACUAAGGAUAAUUUAUAUAAUUAUUUUGAUAAUGAUAAUAAUAAGAAGGAAAGAAGCAAUAGUGAUGUUAUUGAUAACUUGGAUAAUAAUAAUAAUUGUGAUAGAAACUAUCCACUUAUUGAUAAUAUAAAAAACGAUAACAACAAUGUGGAUUCUAUUUGUAAAUCUUAUAAUAGCUCCGAUAAAAUUCAUAAUAGUUUCAUAGAUGAAUUAAAUUCUGUUAGUUUAAAGGAAAAGAAGAAACUAAAAUAUAGAAAAGAUAAAGAAAAUGAUAUUAGUAAUAAUAAUAUUAAAUUUCAAUAUCUCUGUAAUACGGAUGAUUUAAAAGAUCAUAAUAUAUCAAUGAAAACAUGGUUUUCUGUUGAUAUAUAUGAGGGAAUUAUAAGUACUAAUAAAAAUAUAUAUGAAAUAUAUAAUAAAACAGUACAUAAACAAAAUUUUGAUUCUAUUUUUGAUAUGAAGGCAUUAAGGCAAUCAAUUAUACUCUUAGGUGGUAUAACUGAGAUAUCAUGGAGAAUAUUCCAUCAAGAUCAAACAACUUUUUCCACUAUACUUCAUCAUUCUGAAAGUUACAAGAAAUUAAUUGAUUUUAAUUAUUCUACAAAAGUAGAAGAUAAUGAUGAAGAUGUAGAUAUAAAGGGCAUAAGUGUAAAUGAUAUUCUGAAAAUUUACAGAAAAUUAGACAUAUAUCCUGAUUUUCUUUUUAAUAAUAGUAAUAUAGGUUUCAUUAAUAAAAAGGAUUUAAGUUUUAUUAAUAAAAAAGAUUUAAUUUUGAUGAAUAAAAAAGAUUCUGGAAGAAAUGGAAGGGGAAAAAAUAAUAAAAGCCCUCAUUUAACAUCUAGUGAAACCAACAAUGAAAUUUUUUUAAAAAAAAAAAAACAUAAUAAAAGUGAUAUACUAAAUAUAAAAUAUUGGAGAAAUAUAAAUACAGCGGUAGAAAUGCAUAAAAUAUAUUGGAUAUUAUAUAAUGAAAUAUUAAUUAAUAUAUUUUAUAAAAAUAUAAAUUAUAUAUCAUGUAAUAAUAUGAUAGAAACAUUAGUUCGAAACCUUUUUUUAUAUAAACAUGAAUUGAAUAUUGUUAGAGAAGAAAAAAUAUCGAAUUUAUUUAAUUUACAAUUAUGGAAAAAUAUGUACAAAAUUUCUUUUUAUUAUGUUUAUCCAUAUAGAUUUACAUUUAAUAAAUAUAAAAAAUUUUUCGAUAAGAUAAAACAAAUUCAUUUUUUAAAUAAAUUGGCUUUUAUUCCAUUAUCGGUUGAUAUCUUAAAAUUAUUUAUGAAUUUUUUUUUGAAUCAAUUUUUAACUACUCCAGGUUCUAUUCAGCAUUUCAUCUCUAUUUCCCUAAUAAUUAUAAGUUUUCAAAUUAUGAAUGAAAUAUUUAUAAAAGAAAUUUCUAAAUCUUAUGUUCGUUUCAUUUUUGAAGAGCAUAUUUACGAUAAAAUGAAGAAAAAUUUUGAUAAUAUUUUUAAACAUAUAUAUAUAAGUAUUGAAAAUUCAAAUUACUCAAUAAAUUUAAAAGAAGAUGCAAAUAACCUUGAUGAAAAUAUCCCAACAGAAAAAAAACAACACUUACUUACUAAUUAUCUUAAUAAUUGUGAUAAGAAAAAUUUAAAUUUUCAUGAAUCAUUUCAUAUAUUUAUUUUUGAAAAUUUUGUACUAGAAAAUAAUGAUGGAAUUUUAAAAACACAAGAGGAUAAACAAAAUAAUGAUAUAUCACUAUUAGAAGAUUUAACAAAAAAUAACCUUUUUGAAAAUAUAGAUAAAACAUCUAAUGAUGUUUUUAAUGACGAAGUUAAAGAAAAAUUAAAUGAUGAAUACAAUAAUCCAAAAAAUUCAUUUAAUGAUAAUAUUAAUAUAAUAAAUAAAAUAAAUUCUUUUUCUUUAUUUAAAAAAAUUCAGAAUUUGUCCUAUUAUUUCAGCAAUUCUGAAAUAAGUGAUUUACGAAAUAUUAUUUCAGAAAAUAAGUUUCUUUCGUGUCAUAAAAAUAAUACAUCAGAUAUGGUAAAGAAUAGUACAAAUAUGCAAUCCUAUGAAUUUUGUGAAAAAAUACAUACUAAAAACAAAAGAAUAAAUGAGAAUAUAAAUAUUGAAGAUGAAACCUUAAAAAGAAAAAAUAAUAAAAAAAAAAAAUUAUUUGUUAUAUAUGAAACCAUGAAUAAAUUAAUAGAGUUAAAAAAAUUUAAGAAAGAUACACAAAAAAUGAUGCUCCUUAUGUGUGAGGUAAAUGAUGAAUAUAUGAAAUAUGUAUACUAUAAUGGCUAUUUGCCCAUUAAUAUCUAUCUUAGUACAAAUUUUUUAAAAUAUGAGAAUUAUUUUAACAACUAUUAUUCGUUUUUAUAUAAUAAAAAAAAGAACGGUAAAUGGGGAAGUUUUCAUGUUUUGUAUUCAGAGAAAUUAUUAAAUAAUAUGAAAAAAGGAAGCAAUAAUUUUAUUAAAAGUAAAAAUGUAAUGAAAAGAGAUUAUAAUUUUAUUAUUAAUAAUAAUGCUUACGUAAAUUCUGUAUUAGAAAAAAAGGAUAAACAUAAUUCUUUUUCAUCCGAUUUCAUAGAUGAUGAGAAAGAUUUUCAUCAAAAGCAAAAUAGAAUAGAUGAUAAUAUAGAAUACUCUUCAAAUGAUAUAGUUAAUUAUGAAGAAAAAUAUAAUUCAUCGACAAAUUUUAAUAACGAUUGUUACAAAAACGAAAUAAAUAAAGAUAAUAAUAUGUUGAAUUUUUCCAAUACAUUUUAUGAAAAAUAUAUUAAUAUAAAUAAAGGUGACAAACUGAAUAAUUAUAAAGAAAAAGAACAAGACAAAAAGGAUAAUAUAAAUAAAAAAGAAAAAAUAACCAUUAUAGGAAAACAAAAAAACAUGCCAAAAAAUGAGAAAGUAUCUAAUGAAUUAAACCUAUUUAAAUAUAAAUUAUAUAAUAUUUCCAAUGAAGAAAUUAACGAUUUUUAUCUAAUGAAUGAUACAUAUGAUACAUUUUUAUCCAUAAUACGUGAUGAAAAUUUAGAAUAUAAGAAUACAAAUAUUCUCAAUUUGUUAAAAUGUAAGUAUGAAAGUGUUCCUUUUACAAAUCACUUGUUUUAUAUAUAUAAUUUUUAUUCUAUUUUGUUUAAAUUAAAAGAAAUAAAACACAUACAUGAUAAAAAAGAAGAAAGUUUAGAUUUAUAUACAGAUGAUUUAUUACUAUCUUCCGUAGAUGAUAAAAUCUAUGAAAAAGUUGAAAAUAUUAAUUUUUCUGAUGCUAGUUUCAAUAGUAAUGAAUCAAUAAGAGUUUCAGAAAAAGAAAAUGAGAAUCAUAAUAAUGAUGAAAAUGAAAAUUUUUAUGAAGGUAUGUAUUCUUCUUUAGGUAUUUUAAAUGAAAUUUUAGAUGUAGGAGAAUUAAUUAAAGAUAUGAAAAGAACUAAAAAGUGGAAUAAAAAAAGUAAUAAAAAUAAAUAUGCGGAUCAAUUCUUUAUAAACAUCUUUAAUAGAAUGUUGCAAAAAAUUAAAAGUAAAACUUCUGAUGAUAAAUCAGAAGCAGCAUAUAAUAACAGCAACAAUGUUAAUAAUCAAGUUAUGGUGGAUAAUAAAAAAAAAGAUAGAAAAAAAAAAAGUGUCCCUUCUAAUUUGUUUGUAGAUCCACAUGAUUUAAAACAAAUAGAUAUUUCAGAAAGUCUUAAGAAAAUUAAUAAUAUAAAUAAAACGAAAGUAACAAAUAUAGGAGAGAAAAAUAACUCAGAAGAGUUAAAAAAUGAUGAUAAUAUUAAUGAAUGUGAAUAUAAUACAUAUACAUCUUCAGAAAAUACUCAUGAACUUUCUAAUUUCUUAUCAUAUUGUGAUGAAAAUAAUUCUUCUAGUGAUAUGGAUAAACCAAGAGCAAAAAAGAAAAAUAACUUAGAUAAUAUAUUUAUGAAAAACUCUUUUAGUAGUUCUGAUGAUCUUGUAUCUAAUAAAUCUAAUAAAAAUACGGAGAGAUAUAAAACAAGCAAUUUCAGUUUUUUAAAAUUUAAAGAUGCAAAUAAGAUUCAACGUUACCAUAUGCUAUUAAGAAAAAAAGGAUUAAGUAGGAUUUUUUUUUAUAACAUAAGAAAAUUAUAUAAUUAUGUAUAUAAUUUACAUGAUUUCAUUCCUCUUUACCUUAUACAAAAUAUAUUGUUACACUUUCAAAGUAGUUAUAAAAAUGUGAAUGACUAUUAUUAUUAUGAUGAAGAUGAUAAUUUUUCUAAAAGUUCAAAUGAAGAAAGUGAAUAUGAAUAUACAAAAUAUUCAAAAGAUUUUUUUAAUACUGAAAAAUGGAAAAAAUUAUAUACUAAAUAUAAGGAUAGGAUAAAUAAUGAAUUAAAUUAUAAUGGAAAAAAUAAAUCAAAUUUAAAUAUAUCUGACAAAGAGGAUUCAUAUCGAGAAGCAAACAGUUGUAACAAUGAUUAUAUUAAUAAUAGUGACUAUUUUAAUACUUGCUAUUCUUUUGAUAAUGAAAAAAAUAAAGCAUAUGUAGAUAUGAGUACAAAAAAACAAAGAAAUAAUUCUUUUUCAAACAGUAAUUUAAAUUAUAAUGAUAAUAAAAAAAGUUGUGAAAAUUUAAAAAACAUAAGUAAGGAAAAUGAAGAAAAUAUUACAAAAAAUGAAAACAUUUCAAAUAAAAAGCUUAUAAAUAACACAUAUGAAUAUAAUCAAAAUAUUAAAAAGGAUAAUAUGUGUAAAGAUGGUUUCAUCAAUAUUGAAGAAAAAGGUAAUAGCAAAUUGUCCUAUUCAGUUAAUAAAAAAAUAAAAACAAAACAUAAUAAUUAUAACUCAGAUUCAUUUAUGAGUUGUGUUAGUACAAAUGAUGAAAAUAAAAUGAAUAAAAAUAUGGAUUAUAAUAAAAAGUCAAAAAAAGAAAAGGAAAGAAAAAGGAAAUAUAAUAAUAUAAAAAGAGAAAGAAAGAAUAUAAAUCCUAAAGAUUUUCAAAAAGGAGUACAAGAUAUGCUAAAUAUUAAGAAAGUAUUUUUUAUAUUUUAUAAUUAUUUAAAAAAUAAUAAUUUUAUAGAUAAAAAAAAUUCCUGUAAAAAGUUAUAUAAAAAAUUUUUAAAAAAGUAUUUAAAAUCAGCUAAUAUUUAUUUACAAUUUGUUGCAUAUAUAAUUUUUUCUAUAUAUGAGUAUAAUUCUUUGGCCAAAAAAUAUUUGGAUUACAUUCAUCUUUAUAGUGAUAUUAAUAAAUACAACAUAUUUUUACAUAUAUUAAAUAUUGAUGAUCAGUUUGAUAAAAUAUAUGUGUAUCAGACAUUGCAAUUAAUAUUUCAUCCUUAUUUUUAUUUAAUGUAUCAAUUAUAUAAAUAUUUAAAAAUAGAUGCAUCUCCAAUAUCGUUACAUGAUUUUUAUGAAAAUUCAGAACAAUUUAUUUCAUCUAAUUCUUUAUUUCAACCAAGUCAAAAUUAUUUUACUUUAAUAAAAAAACAUUUUAAAAGAAAAUGUGUAAGUUGUAACAAAUCUCCAAAAAAAAUACUUAUCUGCUUAUACUGUGGUUCAACUAUAUGCUUACAUGAAAGUGAUGAUGCAACAGGCCCAUUAUCACAAACAAUUAGUAAAUGUGUUUAUCAUACUACUAUAUGUGGUGGAGAUCAAUGCUUAUAUUUAUGUUUAAACACAUCAUCAGUAUUAUUUACAAGUGAAAACAGAUUUGAUUUCAUGAGUGGACCAUAUGUUGAUAAAAACGGUGAUGUUGAUCAUCAUUUAAAAAGAGGGAAAAAUCUUUAUAUGUCUCAACAUAAAUUAAAUAAAAUAUUUGAUAUUAUUAUUAAUUCUGCAGUUGAUGUUGAAAUAUAUAAACAAACUUUGAAGUCUGAAUGA